This is a messenger RNA of Xenopus laevis (African clawed frog), 1563 nucleotides long. It is a transcript of the gene hmgcll1.L, whose product is annotated as 3-hydroxymethyl-3-methylglutaryl-CoA lyase-like 1 L homeolog. Gene Ontology annotation, cellular component: cytosol; endoplasmic reticulum. The transcript is spliced from 11 exons. Gene Ontology annotation, biological process: ketone body biosynthetic process; L-leucine catabolic process. Lineage: Eukaryota; Metazoa; Chordata; Amphibia; Anura; Pipidae. The record is from RefSeq and is a predicted model, not a curated record. Gene Ontology annotation, molecular function: hydroxymethylglutaryl-CoA lyase activity; oxo-acid-lyase activity; catalytic activity. The coding region runs from base 101 to 1108 and encodes 335 amino acids.
ACCGCACAGUGAUGAACAAGCUGAAUGCAGACACACCGGCAGGACACAUCUUACUCAGCUCUGUGCAUUUUUAUGGUGAUUACUGCAUUCUGCACACCCAAUGGGUAAUGUUCCUUAUGCAGUUAAGCAAUGCAUCAGCUACCAGCAUCUCCUUAAAGACCAGUUUUGGAAUGCAGAGACUACCCUCCAGGAGCAGGAAUCACCUCCAAUAGGACUUCCUCCACAUGUCAAAAUAGUAGAAGUUGGGCCAAGAGAUGGUUUACAGAAUGAAAAGGAGUUUGUGCCUACAGAUGUGAAAAUUGAAUUCAUUGAUCAGCUUUCUGAUACAGGAUUACCUGCUAUAGAAGUUACCAGCUUUGUUUCUUCAAAAUGGGUUCCUCAGUUGUCUGAUCACACUGAAGUUAUGCAAGGUAUAAAGAAGCAUCCAGGAGUGCGCUACCCAGUUCUUACUCCGAACAUACGAGGUUUUCAUUCUGCAAUUGCAGCAGGAGCCACUGAGGUGUCUGUGUUUGGGGCAGCAUCAGAAACGUUCAGUAGAAUGAAUAUUAAUUGUUCAAUUGAGGAAAGCAUGACAAGAUUUGAAGACAUUAUCAAGGCUGCUGGCAAUUUGAAUGUGCCAGUUCGGGGAUAUGUUUCAUGUGCAUUAGGCUGCCCAUAUGAAGGGAACAUUGCAACAUCCAAAGUAUCAGAGGUUUCCAAAAGAUUGUAUAGUAUGGGUUGUUAUGAAGUUUCAUUAGGAGACACAAUUGGAGUCGGAACACCAGGAAGUAUGAGGAAGAUGCUGGAAUCUGUCAUGAAAGAAGUUCCUGUCAGCGCUCUGGCUGUUCACUGUCAUGAUACAUAUGGGCAGGCUCUUGCCAAUAUUCUUACAGCUAUACAGAUGGGAGUUAGUGUUGUAGACUGCUCAGUGGCUGGUUUAGGAGGAUGCCCCUAUGCCAAAGGUGCAACAGGGAAUGUUGCCACAGAAGAUGUGAUUUAUAUGCUGAAUGGACUAGGUAUUCAAACUGGUGUAAACCUUUCCAAAGUUAUGGAAGUGGGCCAUUUUAUAUGCUCUGCCUUGGAUAGGAAGACAAAUUCAAAGGUGGCACAAGCAUCAUUUCAGCUAUGAACUUUUUAAGUUCUAUACGUUAUUUAAAUUCUGUGGAUUUAUCCCACAGUCUACAGAUUACACAACGGCACAGCUACAAAUGUUGCACACCAAAACUCUCUCUCUUAUCAUGUCUAUAAUACAGCAAGAGCAAAAUAACCCACCGUUUACAGUUUACCCACCUCUGACCUUUGGCUGUAAAUAUGACGUAACCCGAUUGUCAUAUGAUAAUUAUACUCAGUGACUAUACACAUGUGAAGUUUUAAUGUUGGACUGUUGUAUAUAUUAAUACUACAAAUGUACACAAACAGCAUGCCAUAUAGGUAUGGCAUAUGUAUUUUUGCUAUAUAAUGUGUAGCACUAUGACAUAAGACUACAAACAAUUAUUUGCACUUUUGGGCAGAUUUUCAGCUCACAGGAACAACUAGGGGCAAAUUUACUUAUGGUUUAAUAUCGAGGGUUAAUUGCCCUCGAUA